AUGGCCGUCCUGUCUGUACCGUCUGCCCGGGCGACGAUAUUGGGAACGAUAUCGAAAUGGCUCAAUGUGAAAGCCCUCGGAAGCCCCUGGCGCAUUAUUGCACUGAUCCUCGCCAUCGUCAAUUUUAAGAAUCUCCCAUGGGUCUGGCAUUCCCGCUUCUUCUACUCGCUUUUCCGCCAACUAUACGCCCAGUCCGCCGACGCCCCCCCCGGAUCCCUCUUCGCGCCCAUCAUCAGCACCACCCGCACCCCCCUCACCGAAUGCGAUUACAACAUCCACAAAUCCAACAGCACCUACUUCACCGACCUCGACAUCGCCCGCACCCACCUAGCAAUCGCUUUAAUGCGCAAGAGCAUCCGCGGCCUGAGCACGUACCACCGCGAGAUUCGGGAACACAACCGGCAGCGUCGCGACCAAGGCCUCCCCGAGAAGGCCGUCGAUGACGUCCCCGGCGACACCAAGUUGAACGGGGCCGCGAUCAAUGGAGCGGACACGCCGUCGAUGCACACGACCCCACCGGAGACGCCCAAGGAGAUCCCAGCGGGCAAUUUCAACAUGGCCAUGGGUGGAGUCGCGUGCCUCUUCCACCGGGAGAUCCCGCCGCUCGCGCGCGUGGAGAUCUGGACGCGGCUAGUGAGCUGGGACCGGAAAUGGCUGUACAUCGUCUCGCACUUCGUGAAAGCCGGCGCAUGGUCGGAAGAGAUCGCCGACCAGGGCGGGUGGAUCUUCCAGCCGUGGCGGAACCGGCGCGUCCCCAAAAGCGGGGGCGCGGCGCGGAAGCGACGGGAGGAGAUGUCGCCGGCGGAGCGGGACGCGCACCGGGCAAAGUUGAAGAAGACGAUCUACGCGAGCUCCAUCGCCAAGUAUGUGGUCAAGAAGGGCCGAUUGACCGUCCCCCCCGAACUGGUGCUGCAGCGCUCCGAUCUCCUGCCGCCGAAACCUCCCACCGCGCCGCCUGCGAACCAGCUGCCGACGCUCGCGAACCGGCAACUGCUGACGCCCGGCGCGCUGGCGACAGAGACGACGACGCCGGCGGAGCUGGAUGGCGCGCCGACGUCCGCGCCGACGGAUGCGGAUAUGUUGGAGGAGAGUCUGUUUCCGUUUAGUCAGGAGGCGGGGGAGUGGACGUGGGAGAAGAUCGAGGAGCGGCGGUUGCGUGGAAUGCGAAUUGCGCAGCAUUUUGCCGGACUGGAUCGGUUGUACGAUGUGUUUGGAGGCGAAGAUGAUCAGGCCCUGGGGAUGUAUAGCGAUUUAUGA
Molecule: messenger RNA, 1257 nt
Organism: Eremomyces bilateralis CBS 781.70
Lineage: Eukaryota; Fungi; Ascomycota; Dothideomycetes; Eremomycetales; Eremomycetaceae
Exons: 2
Coding region: 1-1257 (418 amino acids)
Source: RefSeq, a predicted model, not a curated record